AUGAAGUGUAUCAAUGAAACCGUGACCAUAGGGCACGGAAACGAAUAUGAGGUACUGAUGACUAUCUCAAAUAGGCCAUGGACUAUUUAUGUCAAUCGUUCAGGGAAUAAAACCAUGGGUAGCUACGUGUUCAGUAUAAACGAUCCAUCGGGAGAUGGUGUUUUUUCUACAACGUUGUAUAGUGGAGGUGACGAAGACAUGGUAAGGUCUAUUUGCCAAAUCUUGGUGAAGAAGUUUAAACAUCCCGUCUACUUGAAUAUUAGCGGAUCCGUAAAUAGUACAGAGAAUCUCGAUUUUAUCAGGACGUUGAGUAAUAUGAUACGAAGUAUAUAA
Priceomyces carsonii is the source of this 333-nucleotide messenger RNA. RefSeq lists its product as uncharacterized. Gene Ontology annotation, biological process: proteasome assembly. Lineage: Eukaryota; Fungi; Ascomycota; Pichiomycetes; Serinales; Debaryomycetaceae. The record is from RefSeq and is a predicted model, not a curated record. The transcript has a single exon. The coding region runs from base 1 to 333 and encodes 110 amino acids.